Coffea arabica (coffee) is the source of this 927-nucleotide messenger RNA. RefSeq names its product ethylene-responsive transcription factor ERF023-like. Gene Ontology annotation, biological process: regulation of DNA-templated transcription. The record is from RefSeq and is a predicted model, not a curated record. Lineage: Eukaryota; Viridiplantae; Streptophyta; Magnoliopsida; Gentianales; Rubiaceae. Gene Ontology annotation, molecular function: DNA binding; DNA-binding transcription factor activity.
CUAGCUAAGCUUUGGUUUAAUUGUUGGUUAAUAAUGGAGAUGCUCCUACAGCAACCACCGGCGCCGCCAUGCAUUAAUGAAGAUGACCUAGCCCCUUCUUCCUCCGGCUCAACCACCACCGCCACCACCCCCACAGCCGCCAUCAGCAGAAGAAGUGAUACCAGCAGUAGUAGUGCUGCCAGUGGGGGCACACGGCAUCCGGUCUUUCGAGGGGUCCGCAAACGGCGGUGGGGCAAAUGGGUGUCGGAAAUUCGAGAACCGCGAAAGAAAUCACGGAUAUGGCUGGGUUCUUUCCCAAGCCCAGAGAUGGCAGCAAGGGCAUACGACGUGGCCGCAUAUUGUCUGAAAGGACCCAAGGCCCAACUGAAUUUCCCCGACGACAUCCAGCUGCUGCCGCGGCCAUUAACCACCACGGCUCGAGAUAUUCAGGCAGCAGCCUCAUUGGCCGCAAGAGUGGCGAUGGCAGAAGGAAAAAAGACUACUACUAUGUGUGGUAGUAGUAGCACUACCGCUACUACUACUGCAGCUCAUAUCGGCGACGAUGGGAGUGGGAGUGAUGAUUUUUGGCGGGACAUAGAGCUGCCGGAGCUCAUUGAAGCUUGGCCGGGGGAGAAUGAUAACAGUACCAGCGUAACUGUGAGGAGGGAUUAUGUGUGGGAGUUACGCUACUGGAGUGCUUCAUCAUCGUUAUCAUCAUGUUCAGGGAUGUUUUCCGGCGAUAUUGCCACGUCGCCGAUGGAAUGAUUCCAGUUGGAUGAAGAUGACCGAGCCCCCGACGGACUGUGUAAUUGCAUGUACUAGUUGUACGUCCGCGGCCGUAUGACCGUACAUAAUAGUUAAUACAACACUCCUCCUGCAACUAGUAUUAAUUACUUGGUGUUACAGUUUUAACUUCCUCAUUCAAUUAAAGCUUCAGAUUGUGAUUAA